Lathyrus oleraceus (garden pea) is the source of this 1995-nucleotide messenger RNA. RefSeq lists its product as uncharacterized. The record is from RefSeq and is a predicted model, not a curated record. The transcript has a single exon. Bases 342 to 1841 code for a protein of 499 amino acids. Lineage: Eukaryota; Viridiplantae; Streptophyta; Magnoliopsida; Fabales; Fabaceae.
CCAGUUUUGCACAAAACCUGUGGAUUCUCUCUUUCCUACUCUGUCCCUCUCUUUCUAACCCAAAUACCAUGGGCAGUUUUUCUCACAAAACCGGUUGCUUCAAUUUCACACACAUUUUACUCUCUUUCUUUCUUUACCUUUAUUAUAUACCUUUCUCUAUUGUCUCUCUCAUAACACCAACCAACAACCCAAAAUUUCUAUGCAAUCUUCCAAUCCCAAUUUCUCUACUUCCUUUCACUAAACCAAAUUUUCUUUCACCCUUUUUCUGCAUUUCAACUGUUUGAUAAAAGGGCUAGUCCAUUUCCUUCCAAGUUUCUUCCUUUUUGUUCUGCAGUUUUUGAAUGAUGGACCCCAAUGGAAUGUUUUCUCCCAUCACUACUACUGGUUUGCUAGGAGUAGUUGAUAAUAAUAUCCCUUUACAACAGCAACAACAACAACAAAAUCUCCCUAUUCAACAACAGAAUCCCCACCAUUUGCACCUUUCCCAAGCUGUUUCCUAUGCUCCCCAUGCUCAUGACACUGACACACAUCAUCAACAACAACAAUUGCAUCAAUCAAUGAAACAUGGGUAUCCACCUUUUUCUUCAUCCAGAAACAAACAACAGCAACAGCCGCAGCAGCAGCAAGGUUCUCAGGUUAGUGAUGAGAUUGAGGAUGAGCCAAGUUUUCAAGCUGAUGAAACCUCUGGUGGUGACCCAAAGAGGAAAUUUUCACCGUGGCAAAGAAUGAAAUGGACUGAUACAAUGGUAAGGCUUUUGAUAAUGGCUGUUUAUUACAUUGGUGAUGAAGGUGGUUCUGAAGGGACUGAUCCAAUGGGUAAUAAGAAGAAAUCAAGUGGUUUGUUACAGAAGAAAGGGAAAUGGAAAUCUGUUUCAAGGGCUAUGAUGGAAAAAGGGUUUUAUGUGUCACCUCAACAAUGUGAAGAUAAGUUCAAUGAUUUGAAUAAAAGGUACAAGAGAGUGAAUGAUAUUCUUGGAAAAGGGACAGCUUGUAGGGUAGUUGAAAAUCAGAAUUUGUUGGAUUCAAUGGAUUUGACACCUAAGAUGAAAGAUGAAGUUAGGAAAUUGCUGAAUUCUAAGCAUCUUUUCUUUAGGGAAAUGUGUGCUUAUCAUAAUAGCUGUGGUCAUGCUGGUGGUGCUUCUAAUGUUCAACUUCAGGUAGAAGGUGGAAGUGGAACAACAACACCUCAGAAUCAACCUCAACAACAUCAACAGCAGCCUCAACAGCAGCCUCAACAACCUUGUUUUCAUUCAACAGAAAAUGGUGUUGGGAAUUUGAGUGGUUCAGGUUUAAGGAUGUUGAAAAUAGGAAGUGGAGAAGUUGAAGAGGAGGAGGAUGAAGAUGAAGAUGAGGAAUCAGAGGACUAUUCUGAUGAAGAUGAAGAUGAAUCAGGAGAAGGUGGUUCAAAGUGUCAACAAGAUGAAGAUGAGAAUGACGGGAAACCAUCAAAGAAAAGGCGAAGAAAAGAAGGAGGAUUUCCCAUUUCUAUGUCAUCCUCAUCAUUACCAUUGAUGAACCAAAUGAACAAUGAAAUAAGUGGUGUGUUUCAAGAUGGUGGAAAAAGUCCAUGGGAGAAAAAACAAUGGAUAAGAAACAAAAUUUUGCAGUUGGAGGAACAGAAAAUAAGCUAUGAAUCACAAGGUUUUCAGUUGGAAAAACAAAGGUUGAAAUGGGCAAGGUAUAGUAGCAAGAAAGAGAGGGAAAUGAAGAGAGCAAAACUUGAAAAUGAAAGGAGAAGAUUAGAAAAUGAAAGAAUGGUUUUGCUUAUUAGGAAGAAGGAGAUUGAAUUGAUGAAUAUUCAACAGCAACAACAUCAACAACAACAACAUUCUUCUACUUAGAGAGUGAGAAAUGAAGAAGAUGAAUUUGUAUGAUAGAUGAAACUAGUCAUAGAUAGAAUUUAGAUUAGGCCAAAUAGAUGAAACUAUUGUGGCUGUUCUAUUUUUGGUGUUAUUAUUGAAUUUAUUAAAAAUAAAGAGUAUGUCUGUUUUUUUA